Anopheles bellator is the source of this 1366-nucleotide messenger RNA. RefSeq names its product NADH dehydrogenase [ubiquinone] 1 alpha subcomplex subunit 10, mitochondrial (gene ND-42). Lineage: Eukaryota; Metazoa; Arthropoda; Insecta; Diptera; Culicidae. The record is from RefSeq and is a predicted model, not a curated record. The coding region runs from base 60 to 1259 and encodes 399 amino acids. The transcript has 2 exons. Gene Ontology annotation, biological process: mitochondrial electron transport, NADH to ubiquinone. Gene Ontology annotation, cellular component: cytoplasm.
GAUUGUUAUUGUGGUUCUUCAUUUAUCUCCAGUCCCGGCGAAUUCGCAACACUGCCAUCAUGUCCGGCGUGUUCCGUAUCGGGGUUCGGCUGGUGCAGGGAACGUCAGCGCUGGGAGCUGCUCCCAAGCCGUUCCUGACUGCCGUGCGAAACAUUUCCGGCAAAACUUUGCGCGGCUCCAAGCUGAGCAAACCAAAGCCCUUCCCGUACAUGGAAAAGGAAUACACGGCCUGGAACGCGUGUAUCGAUGUGCUGACGAAGAACACGACCAGCCGGUUCGACGAGAACACCAAGGUUGUCGUCGUUGAAGGUCCCAUCGCUGCCGGGAAAUCGGCCUUCGCCAAGGAGUUGGCCGCGGAGCUGGAGAUGAAAUACUUCCCGGAACCAACGCUGGACAACUAUUACAUCAAUCCGUACGGUUAUGAUAUGAGGCAGCUCGAUCCGAAACUUCCUCCGACAAUGCAGAGCUUCGAUACGGCAAAGUUCCUGCAGGACCCAACCCAUUUCAAUGUGGCCACUUUUCAGAUGCGUAUGCUGGUGGAACGUUUUUCGCAGUACAUCGACGCGCUGGCACAUCUUUUCAGCACCGGCGAGGGAGUCGUGCUCGAUCGAUCCGUUUACUCCGACUUCGUGUUCGCCGAGGCAAUGUUCCGCAACGGAUACCUCUCAAAGGGGGCGCGCUCCGUGUAUUACGACGUGGUGAAGAACACGUUCUGCGACCUCAUGAAGCCGCACCUUGUGAUCUAUCUGGACGUGCCAGUGAACGUGGUGAAGGAUCGCAUCAAGAAGCGAGCGCAUCCGAAUGAGGUCGGAUCGAAAGCGCUCACCGAUCAGUAUCUGAAGGAUAUGGAGUCCAUCUACAAGCAGCAGUAUCUGAAAGACAUCGGAACCCACGCCGAGCUGCUCAUUUACGAUUGGUCGGAUCACGGUGAAACCGAGGUUGUCGUCGAAGAUAUCGAGCGAAUCGAUUUCGAUCGGUUCGAUAACGACGACCCGAAGAUGCGCGACUGGGUCAUGGAGAACGAGGAGGAUUGGACCGAGGCCCGCUGCCGGUAUAUGGACAAGCCGAAUCUGAUGAACUCGUUCAAUGUGCCGCGCUUCGACGUUCCCGAGCUGACGGUGGCGCCGGACGAUUUCAAGGCGUGGUACGAUGUGUGGUUCUCGGCCCCGGGCAUGCAAUACCGGAAGGGUUACAACGCGGAGUGUGGCGACACCGGCAUCCUAACCAAGACAAAGGUGGAUCUGCGCAACACUCUGUAGAAAACAGACAACCCGUUCCGGACCCGUUCCUUGAGUCAACCGGGAAACAAACCCCAAUCCAUUAUCGAAGGUGCAGUCUAAUAAAUUAAAUUGUAAAUUACAAUAAA